Messenger RNA from Plectropomus leopardus (leopard coralgrouper), 3401 nucleotides. RefSeq names its product thrombospondin 4a (gene thbs4a). Gene Ontology annotation, biological process: cell adhesion. The record is from RefSeq and is a predicted model, not a curated record. Gene Ontology annotation, cellular component: extracellular region. Lineage: Eukaryota; Metazoa; Chordata; Actinopteri; Perciformes; Serranidae. Gene Ontology annotation, molecular function: calcium ion binding.
GCCAUCUCACCUCUGCUGAGAUUUUGCUUCAACGUCUGGAUUUUUCCAUCAGUCUGUGUUAAAGCAGGUGAUUCAUUUGUGAUACUCCUACUGAUCCACAAGUGGAAACUUUUUUUUUUCCUGAACAGCUUCUGCUGAGGUGUGUCCCAAGCUGAAGCACUGAAUGAUGGGUGUGUGGGCCAGAGCAGCGGCUCUGUCUCUGGUGCUGCAACAGCUGGUGCUCACUAUCACAGCUCAAGGCAUUAUCUACGACCUGCUGGUGUCUCCAGACUGCCUGCCAGACUUGCUCCAAGGAAGCUUGAAGAACAAAGGGCGAGAUGAGGCCUUCCUCCUCUCUUCCUUCAGGCUCCACAACAAGGCUCCCGUCUCUCUGUACAGUGUCAUUAACCCCAAAGACAACAGCAAGUACCUGGAGCUCAGCGUGCAGGCCAAACUGAGCAAGGUGACCGUACGUUACCAGAAGACUGAUGGCAGAUUUGGCACCACCAGUUUCAACCACGCUUCCCUGGCAGAUGGCCGAGAUCACCAUAUAAUGCUACACGCCAGUGGUCUACAGGGAGGUCCACCUCGUCUCUACAUCUAUGUAGACUGCACUCUGAUGCACACUUUGGAGGAUCUGCCGGCUGCUUUCGGGUCUCUCCCCCUUGGCCCCAACAAGGUGGCUCUAAGGACCCUACAGUCCAGUGGACAGGAUGAGCUGACAGACCUGAAGCUGGUGAUAGAGGACACUAUAGACAAUGUGGCGACUCUGCAGGACUGCAGCGUGGAUCAACGUGAAUCUCUGCAGCUGCUGAAUAUCCAGGGAGGCAGGACAGCAACAGACCAAGACACCAUACAGGAGCUGAGGACCAUGUUUUCAGAGAUGAAGAAGCUGCUCCUCCAGCAGAUUAAGGAGACAACUUUUCUGAGGAAUACCAUCGCAGAGUGUCUUGUCUGUGGUCCUGGGGGCACUCCAACCAACCCAGAUCCAGCUCCGAGUCCUUGGCAGUUUGUCAUGCAGCCUCAGCCUCUGACGCAGUGUCUACCUGGGACCUGUUUCAGACAGAACAUGUGCAUCCCCACAGAGUCAGGAGGUUUUCAGUGUGCCCCCUGUCCUGAUGGAUUUACAGGAGACGGGGUGCACUGUGACGAUGUAGAUGAGUGCCAGUUUAACCCAUGUUACCCUGGUGUCCGGUGUGUGAACACUGCUCCUGGUUUUCGGUGUGAGAAGUGCCCUCUGGGAUUCAGUGGACCAGAGUUAAAUGGAGUGGGAGUGUCCUAUGCCAAGUCACACAAACAGGUGUGUGACGAUAUUGAUGAGUGUCUGAGCCCGCCUGAGAUAGGAGGUUGCACUCCCAACUCGCACUGCUACAACACUAUAGGCUCGUUCCGCUGCGGAGACUGCAAAACUGGUUUCACAGGUGACCAGAGGAGUGGCUGCCAUGGUACCAGGCUUUGCCCCAACGGUAAACUCAGUGCCUGUGACGUAAAUGGCGAGUGUGUCGUGGAGAGAGACGGCAGCAUUAGCUGUGUGUGUGGUGUUGGCUGGGCAGGUAAUGGCUAUGUGUGUGGAAAGGACACAGAUAUUGACGGAUACCCUGACGAAAAACUCCCGUGCAGCAACAUCAACUGUGAGCAGGACAACUGUGUGUUUGUGCCAAACUCUGGCCAAGAGGAUGCAGACAGGGAUGGGAUAGGCGACUCCUGUGAUGAUGAUGCAGACAACGAUGGCAUUUCUAACUUAGAUGACAACUGCUGGCUCGUUCCUAAUGUGGAUCAAAGAAACAGCGAUAAGGAUCUCCUUGGCGACGCCUGUGACAACUGCAGGACAGUUGACAAUCCUUCACAGAUGGACACUGAUCAGGACGGGCUGGGAGAUGAGUGUGAUGAUGAUAAGGAUGGGGAUGGUCUGAUGAAUAUUCUCGACAACUGCCAGCAAGUCCCCAACCCAGACCAGAAAGACAGAGACAAUGACGGGGUGGGAGAUGUCUGUGACAGCUGUCCUGAUAUGUUUAACCCCAACCAGUCUGACACCGAUGGCGACCUUGUGGGCGAUACCUGUGAUAACAAUAUAGACAGUGAUGGUGACGGCCACCAGAACACAAACGACAACUGUCCCGAAAUCAUCAACGCCUCUCAGCUGGACACUGACAAGGAUGGAAUGGGAGAUGAAUGUGAUGAUGACGAUGAUAACGACGGCAUAUUGGACGUUCAUGACAACUGCAGACUAGUCCCCAACCCAGAUCAAAAAGACACAGAUAUGAACGGUGUUGGAGAUGCAUGUGAAGGAGAUUUUGACAAAGACAAUGUUAUUGACAUAAUCGACCACUGCCCGGAGAACGCUGAGAUCACCCUGACCGACUUCCGAGCCUAUCAGACCGUCGUGCUAGAUCCAGAGGGGGACUCUCAGAUUGAUCCCAACUGGGUUGUCCUCAAUCAGGGCAUGGAGAUUGUUCAGACCAUGAACUCUGACCCUGGUCUUGCAGUCGGCUACAAAGCAUUCAGCGGGGUCGAUUUUGAGGGAACAUUUCACGUUAACACAGUGACAGAUGAUGACUACACUGGCUUCAUCUUUGGCUACCAGGACUCCUCUUCCUUCUACGUGGUGAUGUGGAAACAGACUGAACAAACUUACUGGCAGGCUGCACCCUUCAGAGCUGUCGCCGAGCCAGGAAUACAGCUCAAGGUUGUGAAGUCAAAGACGGGUCCUGGUGAGUACAUGAGGAACUCCCUCUGGCACACAGGAGAUACCCCUGACCAGGUCCGUCUCCUGUGGAAGGACCCCAGGAACGUGGGCUGGAAGGACAAGGUCUCCUACCGUUGGUUCCUCCAGCACAGACCGCAGGUUGGAUACAUCAGGGCCCGCUUCUUUGAGGGUCCAACGCUGGUAGCGGACACACAGGGGAUAAUUGACACCAGUAUGAGAGGUGGGAGACUGGGCGUGUUCUGCUUCUCUCAGGAAAAUAUAAUCUGGUCCAAUCUGAAGUACCGAUGCAAUGACACGAUUCCUGCUGACUACGAGGAUCCCAACAACCAGAACACUGAGUGAAGCUCGAGCAGAGGAGCCAUCCGUCAACAAAACAGCUUUAGCCCGCCUGAAAACAUGGAUGAAGGGAGCAGAGCUGCAACAAAGAGGUAGAGGACGUGAGUUAGAGAGAGGAGGAUGAAUGUUUUGGUAAAAUACUUUAAUGAUAGUAUUUCAACAGCCAUUUGAGUUAGAGGGUCUUAGGAAAGCAUAUUGUUGGGCAUUUUAUACUUUGUAACUGAGCGAAGUGCAUUCUUGUAUAAAUCAUCAGCGGGUUCUGUGUAUGUCUAUGCAAUAUCUCAAAUGCUUCUUUAUCGGCAUUUUAUGAGUACUGUUUAAGAUAGAAUACUAUCUGAAUAUGUUGCAAGUACAAUAAAAUCAAGAGCAUUUCAAGAAA